Paramecium sonneborni is the source of this 474-nucleotide messenger RNA. The record is from the annotation of a GenBank genome assembly. Lineage: Eukaryota; Ciliophora; Oligohymenophorea; Peniculida; Parameciidae.
AUGGGAAAUAUUUGUCAAACAACUUCACUCACAUUGAUUACUGAAGUUAGUGAUGAUAUUGUUGACCAUUAAACUAUAAUGUCUACAAAAAAUAGAGCCAUUUUUAAUGAAAUUUACAAACAAGAGGAAGUUGAUUCAACAAUUAAAUUACAGACCUAACCUUAAAUAACUUAGCUACCAUUCAUAAGUUUAGAUUUAAUUGAGCCAAAUCAAUAUAUUCCUUAAAUCAAAGUAAAUAGAAGAACUUUAAGCUUUGUAAAAGAGAAAUCACUCAAAGAUGAUAAUAGAAGCAGAACUACUUCCUAAAAGAUCAAGUCUGAAAAUAUCUCAAUUUCUAGAUAACCAAUUAAAUCAUCUCUUAAAUCACUUAAUUCUAAAUAAGGUAGCUCUUAAAAAAGCUAAAAGUCAGUAAGAUGGGGAAGUGACUUAAGUGUCUUUGCAAAUUUAAUCCAUUACUAAAAUUAAUUGAUUUGA